CAGUUUGUGUACCUAGCGCACUCCAAAAAUAAAUAUUUCGCUAGGAACAAUAAGUGGAAUUUCUACCCAUUGAAACUCCUUUUUGUAGUUUUUUUGAAGUAGCAUAGCAAAAAAAAGAUUAUAAACGCGAAUCGUUAGCGAAAUGAAAUUCCACGUAUUUCUCUUUGUAUGCGCUGCACUCGUCGCCGCCACCAGCAGCAUUGCUAUUGAGGAUGGCAUCGUGUGUCCCAAGCAACAAACGGACACUUCGGAUGUGGUGCAGAUUCCGUCGCCCAGCAACUGUGGUAUUUUCUACAAGUGCGAACGUGGGCGGCCAAUAGUGAAUAAAUGUCCGCAGGGCUUGCAUUAUAACACGCGACUCAUGGUUUGUGACUACCCAUCGCGCGCCAAUUGUGUACUAAUAAAUCCUGAUGAAUAAUUUUUGUAAAAAUGUGAAUUUUUGUCAAUAAAAUUUUUUUGUUGGAUUACCAUA
Bactrocera dorsalis (oriental fruit fly) is the source of this 472-nucleotide messenger RNA. Its product is annotated as peritrophin-1. Lineage: Eukaryota; Metazoa; Arthropoda; Insecta; Diptera; Tephritidae. The transcript has 2 exons. Bases 143 to 418 code for a protein of 91 amino acids. The record is from RefSeq and is a predicted model, not a curated record. Gene Ontology annotation, molecular function: chitin binding. Gene Ontology annotation, cellular component: extracellular region.